Molecule: messenger RNA, 2407 nt
Organism: Ciona intestinalis (vase tunicate)
Lineage: Eukaryota; Metazoa; Chordata; Ascidiacea; Phlebobranchia; Cionidae
Source: RefSeq, a predicted model, not a curated record
UCCUUGUAGUGUGGAUUUAGAAUUCUUAAGUUGUAAAAGUUCCAGGCACUGCUGGCACUGGCAAAGAAUCGGUACUUUUAAGAUUAGGCUGGUGGAAACUGGAAGGAAUCGUGGAUCUAAGGAUUACUUGAUGUUAAUUUUGGUGUGGGCAGUUUAAUGAGUUACAUCAGUGCUUUCCUGGUUGAAAAAAUGCGAAGUCGAAUAUGUAGGGGUGUCAGCCUUCUAAGUUUAGCAAUGGUUUUUAUCCUGUUUUGCUUGCAAUCUCAUUAUUAUGAGGCAACAAAGACUAAUAUCAAAGCGAUCUGGAAAAGCAGGGCAGCCAACAUCCUGUCAAUGUCCAAUGGGUCUGUCGCAAUGAAUUCUGGAUCUCAUAUUGAAAUUUAUCCAUAUCCGAAACCUGAAGAUGUUAAAAAUGUGAAGACAGAAGAUAUGGCCUUAAAAACAACAACAAUGUCUACAACAACCACAACAACAACAGCAACAACAACAACAACAACAACCAAUACUGCCCCACCAACUCAGCAAAGUACUACACAAGAUCCAAGCUUGAAAAAACCUAUUAUUCUGGAUUGGGUGUCCACAUAUCACAAGCGAAACUGGCAUCUUCCUGCAACGAAGGCUUGUGGAGGUGGAUGUGAACUAACAACUGACCAUAACAGGUUGGAUGAAAGUGACGCCGUCAUAUUUUACAUGAAAGGAACUGAUGCUAAAAAUAAACCAGAUCCAACUAAAAGAAAGCCCCACCAAGUGUUUGCAUGGUGGUGCCAUGAGAGUCCGUCUACUGUAAGACAUUACUGGCACAAGGCUUUAACUGAACACAACAAUUUCUUCAACGUCACGAUGCAUUUUCGUUCCGAUUCUGACAUAAUUUCUGCCAUGAUUCCGCACACAGCACUGGACUGGUAUCUCCACAGAGUAGGAAGAGGCAAAGAUUCAUUUGUUGCUGAACUUCCAAGAGUUACAGAUGACGCACAAUUUGAAAACAUGUUUCAAGAACUUUUAAAGGUGAAAAAGCUUGGAUCUGCUUGGGUUGCCAGCGACUGUGCUAUUGUAAAACAUGCUAGAGAACGACAUGAGUUCGUUAAGAGGAUCAAAAAUGAAGGAAAAUACCCAGUGGAGAUGUAUGGGAAGUGUGGCGACAAGGAACUGCCACUCAGCAACACUAAGUUCUUUGAUUUUCUGCGAACUUUUAAGUUUUACUUUGCUUUUGAAAACACUCUUGAUUGUAAAGACUACCUCACUGAAAAAUUCUGGUAUAACGGUUUAUACGCUGGACUUGUACCUGUUGUAUGGGGCACCAGUAAAGAAACUGCAGAGCGAAUAGCUCCACCUGGCUCCUACAUACAUGCAGCAGAUUUUGGAAAUGAUCCUGUAAGGUUGGCUGACCAUUUGAGGAUGCUCGAAAGCAAUGACACUGCUUAUAAGGAGUAUUUUCAGUGGUGGAAGCAGCCAGGUUUUUACCCUGUUUACAAAAUUAGGGAACCCGAAAAUCCUGAAGAUCUUGUACAGGAUGACAUGUUUGAUUACGAAGUAAAUGGUUAUUGCCAUAUGUGCAAACUCAUUCGUCAAGGCUGGAAUAAAAACCACAGUCAGACAGUUCCGAAUUUAAAUCAGAAUUUUUUUGGGCCAGAAUCCUCAACGUGUCUUGCAUAAGUUUUUCAUACUGUUUGAUCUGUAUGCGCUCAAAUUUUACUGUUUUGUUAUACAGUUUCUUCUAUAUAGUUUUUUUUGUAGGGGAGUGACUUCUGUAUAGAUAUAGAAAGUAUAUUAGCCCAUACUUUCUGUGUUAGAACGCCCCCUUUAAUUAUGCACUUUUACUUGUCUAGAUUAAUGAUUCAUUUUAGUCUAGCUUCUAUAUUUCUGAAUAUUCCUUUUUUUCUGAUCGUAAACCUACUGAUUAUAUACUAUAAAUUGAACCUAUUGUGCGGUCAAAUACUGGAAAAGCAUUUUUUUCCGAAUCUGAUCUUCUUGAUUUAUUUUAUACCUUUUACACUUUAAGCAUAACAGUUCAAACCAGGGAUCCUUAAACUAUUUAUGAAUACAGCAUUCUUCCGUAUUCUGAAUAAGUUUGCAUUGUAGAAUUUUUUUAAUUGUAUUUACCAGUUUAACUCAACAUAUGCCAAAACUUGGUAAAUAAAUUAUAUUGUUAAUUAGUUUGUGGCACACUCCGUCUGUUUCACAACACAACAAUUUUUGAACUAUACUGUGUGUUGUAUAAGAUUUUGCAUAUUGCUUAGUACUUCGUAUAUUCUGUAUGUUGCUUGUGUUCUAUAAUUUGCUUAAAGUUUAAUAUUUUGUUUGAAAUGUGGUUUGUUUUUGCGAGGUAAUGGAACACAAGUACUUUGUAUUACUUGUUGAAACAAAAAUUCUAGUAAAAUUUUUAUUCGACCAGUUGUCCAAAAUUGAA